Messenger RNA from Hyalella azteca, 1519 nucleotides. Its product is annotated as oplophorus-luciferin 2-monooxygenase non-catalytic subunit. The transcript has 3 exons. The coding region runs from base 104 to 1291 and encodes 395 amino acids. The record is from RefSeq and is a predicted model, not a curated record. Lineage: Eukaryota; Metazoa; Arthropoda; Malacostraca; Amphipoda; Hyalellidae. Gene Ontology annotation, molecular function: protein binding. Gene Ontology annotation, cellular component: extracellular matrix.
UACUCUCACAGUCGGUCAGUUGGAAGGGAAUAGUAGGCAGUAGAGCAUCACGGUGCGUCAAGACUGAAUUUUUCAAAUUUUAUUCAUUUUACCCCCUGCCAACAUGAGGUUCGAAAUCCUUCCUUGGAUGGCAGUGGUGCUAGUCCUCGCCAAUGUCGCCUUGGCCAGCACGAAGAGUGACAAAGAAGAGAAAUUGAUUUCGGCCAUCGAGGACUUGUUAGAGAAAUUAGAAAAAAUCGAAGACCGAGCCAGUUUCUUGGACGAGAGCAUCCGACGCGUUGAAUACAAAACUGGUCGUGCGAAGUAUUCUCGUGCUGAUCCAUACUUUCCGUGCCCGAACCCUGUUGACAUCGCGCCGUGCAUUUGUACAGUAAAUGAAAUAGAAGUCUACAUGGACAUGGAUUGUAGCGGGAUAGUCUCUAAUGAAGAUCUUAGACGUGUUUUCAGUUCCACAAUGCCGUUCUACAGGUACCGUCAGCUCACCAUAGCUGGUGUUCAAAGUUCACAAUUUACUACCUUGGAUGAGUUUUCAUUUGGUCCAGUUGGUUUUGAAAUUGUGAAUAUCACUGGAACUUUGUUACAGUUUAUUCAAGAUGGAACUUUCGCUCCUUCCGAAGAAUAUUUGACUGCCCUUCACCUAACAAAAAAUAAGAUUAAAACUUUCCCAUUUGAAUCGUUGAAAACACUGACGGCACUCACAACACUGGACUUGUCAUAUAAUGAUUUAGGAAUAGUUCAAAACCUCGAAUCAAGCUCGUUGCGAACGCUUAAUCUUGGACAUAAUCCUUCACUGGAAAUUGGCUCACAACUGAUAUUGAGUAUGCCUGCUCUUACAAGGCUCUACUUACAAAACGGAAACCUGUCCAGCUUUGACCCCGGUGAACUGGGGCCCAAUGGCUUGACUUAUAUCAAUCUAGCAAACAACAAAAUUACAAAUCUUAUAAAAGAUAGCAUUGCUUCAACGAAUUCUUGGACGACGGUUCAUCUUGAUGGGAAUCCUCUAAGCAAUGUGGACGUAAAUUUUCUCUCGGAGGUUCAUGUCAACGCCACCAUAGCGCUGGUCGGCACAGAGAUUGUUGAAUUCGACAAGGAUGUCUGGAGGGCUUAUUUAGAGAGGCUGACGUAUGGAAAGGUCGACAUGACAAACAACCCGCUUCGCUGCGGAUGUGACAUCGCCUGGCUCUACGACGCUGCCAAUCUGUACACAAAACUCAGCGACACCAGCGCCUGUUCUGACGGCACCUUACUGAGCGAUAUCCCGCCUGAGGCUUUCCCUUUCCACUGCCCUUAGGCACUGAAACCAACGUCUGUGGGGCUGCAAUCCAGUUUAAUGAACCGGCUUUUAGUUAUUUUUACAUCAAGAUGUGAACUUUCGAAGCACCGGAAAACUUUUUGAAGAAUUUCUCUAAAACUUUUCAGAAAGUAGUCAACUUUAGUGCAAUUCAAAUAAUAUAUUAGUCAAUGCUGAAACGUCAGAAAGGGGAAUUGCUCAAUACCUUGGAAAUAAACUUGAAGUGAC